GUACUUUGCGGGCGCUCCCAAAUACCAGAACACUAAUAUUUACUCGGUGAAAAGCUGUCCCGUAGGGGAAUUGAGGGAAGUACGUGGACAUCUUUAUAACGAUGUUUUUAAGCAGCAAAAGAGUCCACAAGGGUCUACAGCAACUCAAUCAAGACGGUAUUGAUGAUAAGGACCGUGUUUUAGCCGGAGCAGAAUUUCCCACUCAAUAUGUUGGGUCGAUUGAGGUAUCUGGGUUUAGCGGAACGGGCAGCGGAAAAACUAAAACAGCCGUGGAAAAUGUCUUUCAGCGAAGCAAGCAAGGGAAAAAAGCCAAGCGUAUGAUUAUGACAGUUUCCUACCAGACAUUGUCAGUCAAAACCUAUGAAGGAAAGCUGGUAGCGAGUUUUCCUAUCUCUAAAGUGACAUUUUGUAACGUUGACUCGAAGUAUGAGAAGGCAUUCGUGUUUGUCGCUCGAGACGAUCCAGACAGCCCGUUCAAGGCGUAUGUUUUCAUGUGUGAGACGAAAGCCAAAGCUAUGGAAUUAUUCAAACUAGUUUCGCUAGCCUUUUCUGUGAAUUAUGAACUCUACCAAGCCUCGCUGGUUCGUCAAGCAAACCUAAAAGCCGACGCACGCCAUGGAAUAACGCCGUGCAACGGAAAAAUGCCACUUGAAAGCGAAAAUCGCAUGAGGUUUCAAAACCAUGACACCGCGGGAACCAUAGUGUUUGAUCAAAGCGCAUUCCAAAUUUCUUCUGACGAGGUUUCCCUUUCGGCUGUUCCUAAGCGCUUUACAGAAGACGUGACGCGCGCUAGAAGUCACACAGACCCACAGGCAUACCCUGAUUACAAUCAAAAUAGCAUCGCGUCGAAAAAUGAUGACGACUUCGAAGCAGAGUUUACACAAUUAGCUAAGUCGAGGUCAAAUACCGCGUCUAAUGUACACCAGGUGAGCUCCCAACCUUGGGGACUCCAAUUUGGAUGAGGUUUAUAUAUUCCGAACGACAUUCAGUAUGGAAGAAGCUACCCAGAGCUAUUCCAGAGCCUCAAGCGUAGGUAUCACAUCACUAAGAUUUGAAUCUCAGUAAAACUAAUGCACGUGCGAGAUUCUUUGAGAGACUAAGGAAGUAUGAUCUCGAAAAAGAGAGGAUCUACUUCGCUAAAAAAAAAUAAUGGUGCUGACAAUAAAGGUUAUGGAAAAAUGAUAAACGUACUUUCUGUUCAGCGUUUUGCUUGGGGUUACAGUAGAAUGGUGUCCCAGUGUUAUAAUAGUAAAACCAAUCACAAUACUGGAAAUCGACUAUAAAAAAUAUGAAAUAAAACAAAUUAAAAUCCUAAUUCCUUUACUUAA
This is a messenger RNA of Nematostella vectensis (starlet sea anemone), 1328 nucleotides long. RefSeq names its product low density lipoprotein receptor adapter protein 1. NCBI's taxonomy places the organism in Eukaryota, Metazoa, Cnidaria, Anthozoa, Actiniaria, Edwardsiidae. The record is from RefSeq and is a predicted model, not a curated record. The coding region runs from base 102 to 962 and encodes 286 amino acids. The transcript has a single exon.